Molecule: messenger RNA, 4543 nt
Organism: Aphanomyces astaci
Lineage: Eukaryota; Oomycota; Saprolegniomycetes; Saprolegniales; Verrucalvaceae
Exons: 1
Coding region: 39-4292 (1417 amino acids)
Source: RefSeq, a predicted model, not a curated record
CACACGUGUAGCUCAAAGAAGCACGCGCCGUGACCAUUAUGGGGCUUGACAGUAUAGAUGUACAUCAUCAAGAUGGUAUCUUCGCCAGGUGGAAGUGGGGCAAGAAGAAAGAAGAGAAGGCGGCCGCGGCGGCGGCGGCGGCAUCAGCAUCGGAACGACGAAGUCGCCCGUCGUUGCCGCCUCAACCGUUGUCGACCCCGCAUGUGCCUGUCUCCAUUCGUUCUGCCGUUGGAAACGAAGGAUCUCGGUCGGAAACUCCUCGCGGAAUCUUCUAUUCGGAACGAGGUCCAGCUACGGGUACUCCGCGAACGCGUGUCGCCCGCAACAGCCACUCCUUGCUUGCCCACGGCCCUGACCUCGCCCAUCAAUCAGCCGUGGAAGGCAAGCUUCUCUUAAUGCACGAAUCCACGUCCUUGGAAUGGUACAAGAAUCGCAUCAAGCAACUGGAAGGCCAAGUCGACGGCAAAGAAUGUGCAUUGUGUGUCGAAACCACAGCCGAAGCUACCAAAGUAAAGGCACGCCUCGAAGCCGACAUCGAACGCCUUCGCAACCGCUUGUCGAGCUUGUUUGAUGAGAAAUCUGCUGUGGAUGCCCAACACGAAGCUGCAGUUGCAUCGGUUCGGGAAGAACUGCUGGUAUUGGAAGGUUUGCACAAGGACGUGACCGCCGAACUUGCAGCGGCCCAGUCGUCUCUUGCCGCGUCCAUUGCCACCGUCGACUCUUACAAGGCUGAAAUCAUCUUGUUGCAAGGUAAGGUGACUGCAUUGGAAGAGGCUUCUGCUGCGGCGGCAGCCGCUGCCGCCGCCGCCGCGUCAGCACACGAAGCCGCGACGCAGGAACAUUCUCGCUCCAAGUCGGUGUUUGAAGGUGAACGCAACAACUUGUCGUCCAAGAUUGCCGCACUCACCGCCGCUGCGGCGCUUGCGACCUCGGCCCACGACGCCAGUUUGGCCUCUCAUCGCGAAAACCUGUCUGCCGUCGAAGCCCAGCUUGCGGCGUUGACGGCGACGGAAGCGACCACCGCCGCCGCGUAUGCUGCGUCGAAAGACGACGUUGCUGCCAAGGAAGCGCAAAUCCACGUGUUGACAGCCAAGCUAGCUGCUUUGGAGGCCGACGCUACAGCUGCGACGGCUGCCCAUACGGCAUCGGCGGAGAAAUUGUUGGCAGAACGCGAAGAUUUGCAGGCACAACUGGCUGCUUUGAAGGCAUUGAGCACGACCGACAAGAGUGCAUUGGGUGGUGAAGUCGAGUCUUUAACGGCUCGGCUUGCGGUCGUGUCGAUACAAUUGGCAGAAUCGACGUCGUCUGCCGCCGCGAUGUCGGCAAAGUUGACCGAGUCCGACACCGCGUUGGCUGACAAGUCGGCGCAUGCGGAAGCGCUUCAGAUCGAGUUGGAUGCACUCAAGACCCAAGUGGCGGCAGCUGCCGCUGCGGCGACCGCGGCUGCGGCUGCUCAUUCGUCCACGUCUCAACAGAUUGAAAUGACCAAGAAACAAGUACAAGACGAGCGCGAUCAAUUGAAGGUAGAGCUCGCGGCGCUCAUCUCGACCCACAGCACCGAAAAGGCCUCGUUGGAUGCGUCCGUCGCCGCGCUGCAAGACCACGUGGCUUCGUCCGACGCCAAGUUGGCCGCGUUAAGUGCGACCCAAGCCGCGACUGCGGCGGCACUGGCCGCGGCGGAAGCCGACGCGUCGUCCAAAACGGCGCAAGUGUCGUCGUUGCGUGCGGAUUUGGCCAAACUCCAAGGCGAAGCGGUUGCUGCAUCUGCUGCCGCCGCCGCGGCCGCUCUCGUGCAUGCGUCGGCGAUCGAAUCGCACGCCCAAAACAAAAAGGAAGUGGAAGCGCAGCGCGAUACGGCGCAGGCAGAGCUGGCGGCGCUCGUGGCCGCCCGUGCCGCUGACCAAGCUGGCCACGAGGCUGCUCUCGCGGUGGUAACGAAGCAACUCGACGAUGUCCACGCGCAGGUGGCCACGGUCACUGCUGCCCAAGCUGCAGCUCAGUCUGAAUUGGCCGCUGCCCAGUCUGACAUUGAGUCCAAAAAGGCUGAGAUCAACCUCCUCACGUCAGAAGUGUCGGCGCUGUCGGCGUCCCUUGCGGCCGCCCAAGCUGAGAUCACGACCACGACGGCCCACGCUCAAGUUGAAUUGGCGGCGGAAAAGGCCUCUCAUGAAGCGGAUGUCCAGGCGCUGACGGCAAAGUUGGGCGCCAUGGACGUCAAGUUGGCCGACCUGUCAUCGGCCCAAGCAGCGUCUGUGACGGCGUUGGCCACGGCCGAAGCUGACACGGCUACUUCCAGGGCCCAAGUGGCUCAAUUGACUGCCGAUCUCGCGGCUCUUCAGUUGUCGUCGUCAGAAGCCACACUUGCUCACUCGACUGCGAUGGCCACGCACACCCAAGCCAAAGAACAAGUCGAACGCGAACGCGACGCUUUGAAGCAACAAGUGGCUACCGCUGUGGCCGCUCAGUUGGCGGACAAGGCAGCCCACGAAGCCACGCUUUUGGCUCUGCAAGGGGAUAGCAGUGCCCAGGUUGUUGCUUUGCAAACCAAGUUAUCUGCACUGGAAGCCACCCACGGCGCGACGAUCGCUACGAUUGGAACGUUGGAAGAGCAAGUCGCCGCUGAAGUGGCAGAGAAGGCUGCGUUGGCUGCACAAGUGUCGGCACUCACUGCCUCCCACAGUCAAACCGUGCAAGGCAUCGAAGGCGAACGCAACGAAUUGAAGGAGCAGGUCACGACCCUCCAGGCGACGCGUCUGGCCGACCAAGCCGCGCAUGAUGCCAAGGUGUCAACACUCGAAGGUGACUACAGCGCCAACGUGGUCGCGCUGGAAACGAAGGUGGCGAGUUUGGAAGCUGCCCACCACGCGACUCUAGCGACCGUCGAAACCUUGGAACAACGUGUGGCGUCCCAGUCCACCGAGAACGCGUCGUUGGUCGCAGAAGCUGCCGCUGCAUCGGCUGCUCAGACCCAAGCAAAGACGGUCCUCGAAGGUGAACGCGACGCAUUGAAGGACCAAGUGGCGACGCUGUUGGCAGCCCAGUUGGGUGACAAGGCUGCCCACGAAGAGAGCUUGUUGUCCCUUCAACGUGACAGCAGUGCCGAAGUGGCCGCUUUGCAGACGAAAUUGACUGCAUUGGAAGCUUCGAACGCCGUGACGGUUGCUACCGUGGGCUCGUUGCAGCAGCAAGUGACGGUCGCGUCAGACGACAAGGCGGCGCUCGUGGCGCAAGUGUCGUCGCUCACUGCCGCACAAACGGCGGCCGAGGCUAAAGUCGUGGCGUUGGAAGGCAAGGCGGACGAGGCCAAAGCCCGUGAAGCGGCGCUACUGGUCGAAAUCGCCGCCUUGACUGCCCAGUUGACGGCCCUGCGCGGGGUUCAAGGCGAAGCGGACUCGCUCCGACAGGCGGAAUUGGAACGCCUUGCCAAGGAAGAACUGGACGCGGAAGCUGCGGCGGUCGAAGCCGCCCGUCUGCGCACGCUGGCCGAGGAAGAGGAGCUGAUGAAGCUCAAGCCGUACAGUACCGAGUCGCGGCUGUUCCGUGUGCAAGCGACCAAGUGCGUGGACUUGGUGGUGGCGGACUCGGUGUUUACGGGGGGAAAGAGCGACCCGUACAUUGUGUUUAAAGUGGGCGACGUCAAGUUCCGCAGCACCAAAGUGUGGGGCAACCUCAACCCCGUCUGGAACGACGAAGUGCACGAGUUUACACUCACGGAAGGGGCCAUGUACACGAAAUCAAUUGAAAUCCUCGUGUACGAUGCCGACAAGCUCGGCGACGACGAGCUCAUCGGAAGCGUCAAGCUGCCGCUCAUGCGAUUCGAACAACACCUUCCAUCCGGACAAGAAGAGGAGCUGGAUCUGGACAUCCCGCCUCAGUUCCAAGCGCAAGGCCGCUCGAGCAAGAUUUCCCUCAAGUUUGAACUGCUCACGGAAGAAAUGGAGAAAGCGUCCAAGGAGCAACUGCUAUGGGAGAACGAACGCCUCGCCAAGGGCAAGUGGGAGAAGUCCAACCUCGUGGCGGGAGAGCGCAAAGCUUGGAGCGUCGGCGCUCGCUCGGGUGUGGAUCGCGCGGCCAUGCAGCCCAAGAUCCCCAGGGGCAUGGAGACCAAGCUUGGGUGGUCGCUCGACUUGGAUCAUGGCGGCGACGAAGGCUGGUACUACGCCAAGUCGUUUGACGGGCCGUGGGUUAACAACCCCAACGGAUCCAGCGAAGUGCGCCGACGAAUGUGGAUGCAGCGAUGCACCGCCAUCGUCGUCCAAGAUGACAGCAACCAAGACUCUCACGACACUUAGACCGUGUCGGCGUAGAUGUAUUCGUCGUGUAUCCAUCCAUCCAUCUCUCCAUCCUACGAACGUACUUGAUUUAUAGGACUACGAAGUAUAUGUGACUUGCAACGCUCAGGUCAUUUUAUUCAUGGCCCACACACACGUGUACUGGUUGACAGAGCGUCCCAACCAACCAGUGACGUUAUCACAUUAUUCCCUCAGUAAUUCACGGUCUACAGUACAAUGUACACUAACAUAAGUAAAGUUUUAUGGAAGCA